AUGGGACACGCUCCCAAACGAGCCAGGACAAUUGAAUCGGGCGCUUGCUCGCACUGUGUCGCUCGACGAGAACGGUGCUACAUUGGUGUGCGGGGCGUUCCCUGCUCCAACUGUCGCCGCUCGAAUACCCGUUGCGACGGCAUCGCUAGCCAAGAAAUCACACCGAAGAAGAGGCUCCCAUCUAGGAUCUACUGUGAUGAUGGGUUGUUCGAGUCUCAAAUACGCAGAACUGAACAAGAGCAAUUACCUCGGGCUCGUAUCACCGCGGACCUUCCAGCGACCGAUCCAUUAGAGAAUUAUGUAUCGAUUAUGCAUCAACUUCUCGGUCCCCAGGCGCCCGAUCGAUCUCGUCUGAACAAUACCCCUCGAUACGUAUCAGAGCUUCCAGCUCGUCUAGAAGUGAGCGACCUUGAUUAUCUAGAGAGCAAGGGGGCUUUAUGUCUUCCCACAGCACCAUUUCGAAAGCAGCUUUUGAAAAGCUACAUAUUAUGGGCACACCCUCAGGUACCAGUGUUGGAUCUGGAUAAAUUUUUGCAUUCAAUUGCUGCAAAUGACGGGAAAACUCGCAUUAGCCUGCUCUUAUUCCAUGCAGUCAUGUUCGCCGCUUCUGCGUUCGUGGAUAUAUCACACAUCCAAGAGGAGGGAUAUAUGUCGCGCAAAGUAGUUCGCGAGGUUUUGUUCCGACGAGUAAAGGUACUUUUGGAACUUAAUUGCGAGGAUGACCCAAUUUCAACAGUCCAAGCCCUACUUCUGCUGAUUCACUGGAACGAUCUACCUCAAUCGGAAAAUGUUGCUAGCCACUGGAUAGGUGUUUGUCUAUCGUUAGCAAUAUCUAUCGGUCUCCACCGCAAUCCAGAUUCUUCUACCCUCACGUCGUGUGAGCAAAAGAUGCGCAGGCGCACCUGGUGGAGCGUGCACAAUCAUACUCGACUAACCGUGGAGAACCUCCUCUCCGUGAUACGCAUGCAGGAGGACCGCGAGGACAGAAAUUUGUUCGAUAUUCCGAUGAUCACACUGAACGACUUCCAACUUCACAUCUUCCCCCUGAGAUGCGAGCAGUUGUGGACGAUUUUGUCUCGAUUUUCGAGCAUCUUGAACCGAGUACAGAAGGUGGUGUGUGGAGAAGACAUAGCAAACGAUGACGUCCAUUUGAAGCCAGGAUCAACACAAGACGAGAUCGAGAAGUAUCGGCGAUGGCAACUCCAGCUCCCUGUCUCCGCUAGUCAUCAGUGUCCACUGGACCUGCUUCCGACAGACUGUGAACGCAGCAUUUAUUUACAUCAAUCCUGGCUUCGGCUCCUUUAUCUGGGUUCUUUAUACGCAGCAUGCUGUACCGACAAAGAACCCUCGGGUGACAGUCUGGCUGUCUCUGGACACAAAUCCCGGUCUGCCCUAAUUGACAAAUGUCUGCUGGAUAUCACAGAGGUCCUUGAUGAGAUCGACUGUCUAGAACUAUCCGAACAGCUACCGUGUCCAACCUCGGCGUUGUUGAUACUUGUAUUAGGCUACCACAGACAGCCAUCCCAGGCUAGUAUCGAAAUAAAUGCACGACAAAGCUCUCGCUCACUGCACAAGUGUUGGAAAAUUCUGCGCAAGCUGAAGGAAACCUCUCAUUUGGCUGCUCGUAUGUCCGCUGCCGUCGAAGGUACAAUCUGUGACGAACUUUGGGAAUCAAUUUCAACCAUCCAUUUGCCGUUGAAAAAGAUUUCGCUUCCGGAUGAUCUCAUGGGGAGUUCCUGGGGGUUGAAUGGUCUGUGA
Molecule: messenger RNA, 1758 nt
Organism: Penicillium crustosum
Lineage: Eukaryota; Fungi; Ascomycota; Eurotiomycetes; Eurotiales; Aspergillaceae
Product: fungal specific transcription factor domain-containing protein
Exons: 5
Coding region: 1-1758 (585 amino acids)
Biological process (GO): DNA-templated transcription
Molecular function (GO): zinc ion binding; DNA binding
Source: RefSeq, a predicted model, not a curated record